Messenger RNA from Nicrophorus vespilloides, 1280 nucleotides. RefSeq lists its product as uncharacterized. The transcript has a single exon. The coding region runs from base 590 to 1267 and encodes 225 amino acids. Lineage: Eukaryota; Metazoa; Arthropoda; Insecta; Coleoptera; Silphidae. The record is from RefSeq and is a predicted model, not a curated record.
UCCUCUUUGUCCAUCACACACACACACACCAUCCGCACUCGUUUCUAUUCCGUAUGAAAAUUUUAGCAUUUCGAUGAUGAUGGAGUUGGGUGGGUUGUCGCCGCUAAAAGCACUUCUCUCUUUCCGGAUUUUCGAGAUUUAUUUGACUGAACGCCUUUCGAUAUCUGUCUAUUAAAGCUAAUGGCAUCAAUCACGUCGUCGGUUCGGAACGAAAAACGACUCGACCCUCUUCUCAACCUUUUCUUCGCUGUUUGAAGGAAACGACACCCCUCUUCCACCGCCACUGCUCCUCCUCAUGAUGUGUUACCCAAAACAUCGGAUCACAAAGAGAACGAUGUGUCACGCACGCAUUAUACACCGAAUCGAUCUUUAUUCCUUCUUUUUUCUUUCUUUCUAACCAUCAUUCAUCAUAUAUGUAUUCAUAAGUUAUAUUUAGGUGGCCAGGCCAAGCUAGGCUAGGGUUUUGUUAAUUGUUUUUCACGUCAUGUCAUUUAGUAAUCAUAUUUUGGCAGUUUACCAUCUCCAAAUUUCCUCCGAGUGAAUUAAAGCUUCUAAAUUUUCAGUGAAUAAACCACACCACCACAAGAAGAUGACGAAACAUCACGAGACUGCAGGCGAGCAACAUCAUCAUCAGCAGCAGCAGCAGCUUCCCCCGUGCUGCGGCAUGCUACCGUUCUGCGGUCCUCUGCCGCCCGUCUGCGCAACGUGUCCACCCACCUGCUUCCCUCCGUGCAUACCGCACGCACCGCCGCAGCAGCCGGAGAUCGACAACUUCCUGGUGCCGCAGCCGAGGCAAUGCGGUCCAGCGAUCUUCCUCAACACGCCGCUGGGUGGAUGCAAGAAGUCGCGCAAACACGAUGAUUAUGCUCAGCAGCAACACUUUCAAGCGCCACCGUGCGAUUGCUGUUGUCCUUCGCCGUUCGUGAUGAUGUGCGGGGACGGUCUUGAUGAUUCGCGUUCGGAGAGAGGCCGAAGUUCGAAGGUGGCUGAGGCCGGCUCCAAGAAACAUUCGAAAUCGAAGAGGUCGUGCGCUCAUCGUGCAAAUUCACGGGAGUUACGCGCCAGCAUCCUGUACAGGGGUUGCGAUUGCGAGAAGCGCAACGGUCUGCAGGACGACUGUCGACGGACGGGAUGUCACGGUUCACCGGAAUGCCGGAUGCAACCGCCGACGUGCGCCCCCAGCGAGUUCUCCAACGCCAAACAUUUGACGAGGCUGAAGGAGCGCGGGAUGGAGAGACGCGCCAAGAGGCCGAUCAAGCAUUGCUGAUCAACGAAAUGAU